Messenger RNA from Brenthis ino (lesser marbled fritillary), 957 nucleotides. Lineage: Eukaryota; Metazoa; Arthropoda; Insecta; Lepidoptera; Nymphalidae. The record is from the annotation of a GenBank genome assembly.
AUGUUGAAAACUGCUUCGAAAGUGACCAUAAAUACUGGGAAUGUGUUAAAUCUUAUUGAUAUCAAGAAAAAAGCUGGACAAAAUGUCACAGAAGAGCUUUCUGAAAGCAUCAAACUAACUCUAUCAGAAUGGAGUAAUCAAAACGGUCAGAUUCAAAACGGUACAGCACUUACAGACGAUUCAGAUUACAUGGUUGUGUCUACAUCAGCUAACAGUGAAGUAGUAAAUAUAACAAGGCCACAUGAUGACGUGCAAAAGAAAAUGGCGGAAGAGGAACGCAAAAACUUAAAAAUUGGAGUCAAAAUAUUCAUAAAUGAAGAUAGUACAACAGCAUUGAGGGAAUGCUUGGAAAAUGUUUUCACAGCCCUACGCACAGGACAUAUAGAAAAUGUAAUACUGGCGUACAACCCUGAUCUAACGCAUCGUGAGGAAGUUAAGGAUGAUGCUAAAAUUAACAGUGCGUUUACGAAGGCAUCUCCUAUAUCCUUGGGCAGUAAUGUUGUACGCAUGCCGAGCACAGAAAUGGAGCCGGAUAGUGAGGCGGACGCGAAGAAGUGCGAGGCCAUCCUGCCCGGCAUCAAAGUGUUGUGGGCGGUGCUAGAAGAAUAUGUUAAAGAAGGUCGCGUCCAACAGCUGGGCGUGGCGGACGUGGGCGGCGGCUGCCUGUACAAGCUCCACGCGUGGGCGCACAUCAAGCCCAGCAUCGCGCAGAUAAACCUGGCGUCGUGCUGCGUGGUGCCGCCCACCCUGCACGAGUUCUGCAAGACCAAUGAUGUCCAGCUCCUUACACAUGGAGAUCCCCCGGAUUUCUUAUCUCUAGCCGCAAUAAAGACCCUUUCAGACGCAGGCAUCGGCUGCAACAAUCUCGACUGGUGUGCCAGAUACCAAGUUCAUAUCAAGUGUAGGGGAGUCCUAGCACUUAAAGGAUAUGUGUGUAAAGCUACCCUCGGGAAAAAA